AUGGCCACCACCGCGCAGUACCUGCCGCGGGGCCCCGGCGGCGGAGCCGGGGGCACCGGGCCGCUCAUGCAUCCCGAUGCCGCGGCGGCGGCGGCGGCGGCGGCGGCGGCCGCCGAGCGGCUGCACGCGGGGGCCGCGUACCGCGAAGUGCAGAAGCUGAUGCACCACGAGUGGCUGGGCGCGGGCGCGGGCCACCCCGUGGGCCUAGCACACCCCCAGUGGCUACCCACGGGAGGAGGCGGCGGCGGCGGCGACUGGGCGGGCGGCCCGCACCUGGAACACGGCAAGGCGGGCGGCGGCGGCACCGGCCGGGCCGACGACGGCGGCGGCGGCGGCGGCGGUUUCCACGCCCGCCUGGUGCACCAAGGGGCGGCCCACGCGGGCGCGGCAUGGGCGCAGGGCGGCACGGCGCACCACCUGGGCCCCGCCAUGUCGCCGUCUCCCGGGAGCGGCGGGGGCCACCAGCCCCAGCCGCUCGGGCUGUACGCUCAGGCGGCCUACCCCGGCGGCGGCGGCGGCGGCCUGGCCGGGAUGCUGGCCGCGGGCGGUGGCGGCGCGGGGCCCGGCCUGCACCACGCGCUGCACGAGGACGGCCACGAGGCGCAGUUGGAGCCGUCGCCGCCGCCGCACCUGAGUGCCCACGGACACGCACACGGACACGCACACCCGGGCGGCCUGCACGCGGCGGCGGCGGCGCACCUGCACCCGGGCGCGGGCGGCGGCGGCGGCUCGUCGGUGGGCGAGCACUCGGACGAGGACGCGCCCAGCUCCGACGACCUGGAGCAGUUCGCCAAGCAGUUCAAGCAGCGGCGCAUCAAGCUGGGCUUCACCCAGGCCGACGUGGGCCUGGCGCUGGGCACGCUCUACGGGAACGUGUUCUCGCAGACCACCAUCUGCCGCUUCGAGGCCCUGCAGCUGAGCUUCAAGAACAUGUGCAAGCUCAAGCCGCUGCUCAACAAGUGGCUGGAGGAGACCGACUCGUCCAGCGGCAGCCCCACCAACCUGGACAAGAUCGCGGCGCAGGGCCGCAAGCGCAAGAAGCGCACGUCCAUCGAGGUGGGGGUCAAGGGCGCGCUCGAGAGCCACUUCCUCAAGUGCCCCAAGCCGUCGGCGCACGAGAUCACCGGCCUGGCCGACAGCCUGCAGCUGGAGAAGGAGGUGGUGCGCGUCUGGUUCUGCAACCGGCGACAGAAGGAGAAGCGCAUGACCCCCGCGGCCGGCGCGGGCCACCCGCCCAUGGACGACGUUUACGCGCCCGGGGAGCUGGGCCCCGGCGGGGGCGGCGCGUCGCCGCCCUCCGCGCCCCCGCCGCCCCCGCCGGCCGCUCUGCACCACCACCACCAUCACACACUCCCCGGCUCCGUGCAGUGACCCUGCGGCCCCGGGCCCCCCCACCCCGCCGGCGCGCACUCAGCCCCGCGUG
Psammomys obesus (fat sand rat) is the source of this 1423-nucleotide messenger RNA. It is a transcript of the gene Pou3f1, whose product is annotated as POU class 3 homeobox 1. Gene Ontology annotation, biological process: regulation of transcription by RNA polymerase II; brain development. The transcript has a single exon. Gene Ontology annotation, molecular function: DNA-binding transcription factor activity, RNA polymerase II-specific; RNA polymerase II cis-regulatory region sequence-specific DNA binding. Gene Ontology annotation, cellular component: nucleus. NCBI's taxonomy places the organism in Eukaryota, Metazoa, Chordata, Mammalia, Rodentia, Muridae. The coding region runs from base 1 to 1371 and encodes 456 amino acids. The record is from RefSeq and is a predicted model, not a curated record.